Messenger RNA from Phymastichus coffea, 10803 nucleotides. RefSeq names its product chromodomain-helicase-DNA-binding protein 1 (gene Chd1). Bases 2669 to 8098 code for a protein of 1809 amino acids. The record is from RefSeq and is a predicted model, not a curated record. Gene Ontology annotation, cellular component: nucleus; chromatin. The transcript has 22 exons. Lineage: Eukaryota; Metazoa; Arthropoda; Insecta; Hymenoptera; Eulophidae. Gene Ontology annotation, biological process: regulation of transcription by RNA polymerase II; nucleosome organization. Gene Ontology annotation, molecular function: ATP hydrolysis activity; ATP-dependent chromatin remodeler activity; histone binding.
GCGAGGAGCACUGUGGAUUUAUAAUUAUCAUCUAAAACUUUAAGGUCUUUAUUGCGCUGGUUUACAGCUUGUCGAAACCCUGGAAGGCAAUUCCGCAAUGAGGCCAGUACAUACUACACUGCUAUCCAACAAAAUUGUCCGAGUCUGUCGGCCUGGAGACUUGCUUGAUCGAAAUGAAUUCAGUCUUCGACCGACGAUUCGGAACGACGCAUAUUUCUAUCACUGCUACGUCGAGGAUGAUCAUCGUGACAAACUACAAACUAACCAGCUUUGCCUGCUAGUACAAUCUCCUGCUAAAGUACUUUCAUCGCGGAGGUAAAUUAUUUCGACGGCGCGUUUAGACAGUCUUCCUUCUGCAUUUAGUAGUAUUACGAUAUCUAUUAAAUAUUUAUUGUUUCCAUCUUCAAACGACUCCAUUUUCAUGUUUAUUCGCGGUGUUGCCACAUUUUAUGAAAUUCUCUGACAAAUUUUUAGAAUAAUCUGUUCUGGUAUAUAUGUCAUUAAAUGCUGUGUUCAACGAGUAGACUUUGUAGUCUAUCUUAGUCUCCAUUUUACCACCUAACGUUUUCAUUUUUUUUAUGAAGAAUUGUUAACUAUAUAAUUAUUUUUUAAACAAUAUGGUAGUCUCUAUAUCUGGUGUGCUACAUAAGUACAAAAGAAUUAUUAAGCUAUUUCUAAUCCGAAAUUAAUACAAAAACGGUUAAGUCACUAUAGAAUGAACUAUUAAAAAUGUAAGGUAUUUAUAAUUAUUUAUUUUUAAUGAAUUAUUAGUUAUUUAUAUAUUAUAAUUAACUAUAUUAAUAACGUACAAUUUCGAAAUAAUUGCAACUAAUAAAUCUAUUUAUAUGAGAGUUUAAGCAAAAGUAACUAUCCAGUUGAAAGCUUUCACACCUAUUCUUUUUACAUCAAAUCAAUUUUUAUGAAUUUGUUAAUUUAUGCUUUUGUGUUUAAAUGUUAAUGAAAGGACAGAAACCACAUUUUUUAUCAAAAUUUUAAUUAGUGCGUUUCAAAACCUAGAUGAUUACUUUUUGAAAUUCAGUUUAGAUUCUUUGUUUAUUGGUAUUGAUAAAUUGCUUUCUUUUGGAACAAAACUCAAUCUAUUAUCUGUAUAGCUUGGCAACGCCGCAUCUUGUGUGACGUCAAGUUGCACUUUACGUAAGCCACGUUUAUAAUUUGCUUCUUGAUCGAUUCUGCCGUUUAUUUACGGCGAUUCUCCAUUUUUUGUUUGUUAUUCGUGAAAAUUUAGAAAUAGGAACAUCUAAAUUAAAUUCAUGGUGAAUUUGACUACCUAUUACGAAUCUGGUGAGACACGCUUGAUUUUUUUUAUAUUUAACAUUUAGAACAUACAGAAUUUACUCGAUAAUAUUUUUUGGGAAAGAAUCGUUAUUUUUAAUUUAUAGAGAAACAUACUAUUUGUUCAAGCUUGAGGACGAAACAAUUUAUGUUUUUAAACGGAAUUAAGUAAUUGAUGGAAUAAAAAGAUGCCAUUUAAUAAUUAUUCUGAAAAGCUUUGCAAAAUAUCAUUUAAUUAUUUUACGUUGAUAUCAAGAAAAAACUGUGCCCAGUUUCCUUCACGUUAAAAAAUGGUUCGUGAGCAAAGUAUGGAAUUUCCUAUCUUGCCUCGACCGCUUUCUUUUUUUACAAAGCGAAAGUACUGUACGUAGCAAAACUCCAAAUUAAAACAAUAAGGAUUUCGAGGAUUUUUUAAUUGUCUUUAUUUAUAUUAUUGAAAAUGAAAUUUCAUAUAAUUUCGAGUAUUAAAAUAUGUUAAAGAUAUUGUACAUUUAUGUUCUCAAAAAGUGCAAGGCUCCUAGCAUAAUCGGUCCUUUUAAAUUAAAAAAUUGGAUUCUGUGCGUCUCUUUUAUAAUAAAUAUAAUAAUAACUGAAUCGUAAGAAUUAAAUGGGAAUAGAAAAACGGUGCGGCGAUUUAAGGAAAACAAUGUGUCACAACAGUAGCACGUUGAAAAAAAAUAGCUUCGCAAGCUUGUUUUUUUAUAAUAAUUGUAUAAUACAUUGUUUUGUAACUAUUAUAUUUUCUAUAUUAUUCAAUACAACACAUUGCUUUAUAAAAGUUUCGCGACAAAAUUGAAAAAGUAUUUAUUCAUUGAAUAGUAGAUUAAUAUAUUUUAGUUAAUAUAUAAUAAAUUACUUGAAUAACAUAUAAAAUACAAAUAGUCUAUUAAAAGAAAAUAUCAAAAAUGCAAUGAAUUUAUAUAAGCAACAGUAGGAAAUCAAAAUUAAAAAUUACAGGAAAUUAAAAUAUUUGGCGCGGUUUGUCAUUAAUUGUCAGAUGACUCUGGUAAGAAAAUGAGAACAAGAAGGCUCGCGCAGUGCACGACGGGAUGUGUCGACGAUGAAUUCUUGUGGAUCGAGGGGAGUAGUAAAGCGAGAGGGAGGGAGGGGUGAGAGAGAGAGAAGGAAGGAAGGAGAAAUCGUGAACGAGACGACUGGCACAAAAUGGCAGCCACGCUCAAGCCUGUGAGCAUUUAGUGUGUGAAAAUUGAAGGAAUUUCGCGAUAUGUCGCGAAGCCGCGUUACUUUAAUUCACUAAUUGUUAUUCAAUUCAGUACUUUUAAUCGUUUUCGUGAUAUUUCGAAGUAAUUUUUGCAAUUAAACUCACAAACCGCAUGUUGGAUUGACGACUCUGCGACGCGUACACGGGGGUAUCAUGCAGAAAACAGACUCUGAAUCUGGUAAAGAAUCUGCAUCAGAUUCUGAUAAUGAAAAUGAAAGCAAAAGUGACAGCAGUUCUUCUGGAAGUCAUUCAGGAUCUAAUUCUGGAUCUGAAAGCAGUGACUCUAGCUCAUCAGCCUCUGGUUCAGGCUCAGGCUCUGAUUCCGAAAAGUCAGAUAAGUCAGAUGUCCCUGCACAAGGUGAUAGCUUUCAAAGCAAAAGCUCUAAUCACAGCACAGAUGUAAAAGUUAGGCGUAAAAGCGACUCUAGUCGUGAAUGGGAAGAGAAUCCUGAUAUAUAUGGCAUCAGGAGAUCCGCUCGUUCCAGAAAAGAACCAGACAGACUUACAGUAGCUCAGCCAGAUAGUGAAAACGAUGGCAGAAAAAAACUUAAACCGAAAAGUUCUCGCAAUACGUGGAACUCAGAAUCUUCAGAGUCUGAGUCUGAUAAUGAAGAUGUCAAACGACCACCGCCUAGUAAGUCGAUUAAUCGACGGGCUGCACAAAAGGCUAAGGAAAAGGCCAAAGCGCGGAAAAAGCGAAUAUCAGAAUCGUCGGAAAAUUCUUCAUACGAAAGUGAUGAAAAAAGACAAGUGACGAGAAGAACUGGCGCUGCCGUGAGUUAUAAGGAAGAAAGCGAAGCGGAAACUGAUAGUGAAGAUCUUAUGGAAGUAGAUGAUACUGUGCCAGAACAAACAGAAACGGAUAAUGCAGAAACUAUUGAACGCAUUCUUGGUCAACGAAUUGGUAAAAGAGGAGUUGUAGGGAAUGUUACCACUGUUUAUGCAGUUGAAGAGAAUGGAGAUCCAAACCCAGAAAAUUUAGUAGGUGUGGAGACUGAAACUCAGUACCUGAUUAAAUGGAAAGGCUGGUCGCAUAUUCACAACACAUGGGAAUCCAAAGAUUCUUUAGCUGCUCAAAAAGUGAAAGGGUUGAAAAAAUUAGAAAAUUUUAUCAAGCGUGAGCAAGACAUUGGAGAUUGGAAAAAGUAUGCAGGUCCGGAAGAUUUAGAUUACUUUGAAUGUCAAUUGGAGCUACAGCAAGAUCUUUUAAAGAGUUAUUAUAAUGUAGAACGAAUUAUCGCUGAAGCUGAUAAACCCGACUCUAACAACCCGGAUUACUACUGUAAAUGGGAAAGUUUACCAUAUUCAGAAGCUACUUGGGAAGACGGUGCUCUUAUAAUUAAAAAAUGGCCUGAAAAAAUUAGAGAGUUUCGUGACCGUGAAGAUUCUAAGAGAACUCCAAGUAAACAUUGCAAAGCUCUGAGGUACAGACCCAAGUUUCAUCAACUUAAAGAACAACCUAGUUAUAUGGGUAAAGAUGAGAAUUAUGUACUGAGAGAUUAUCAAAUGGAUGGAUUAAAUUGGAUGAUUCAUUCAUGGUGUAAAGAAAAUAGUGUGAUAUUAGCUGAUGAAAUGGGCCUUGGAAAAACAAUUCAAACAAUAUGUUUUCUCAAUUACCUUUUCCAUGCACAACAAUUGCAUGGUCCAUUCUUAUUAGUUGUUCCUUUAUCCACAAUGACAUCUUGGCAGCGAGAAAUGGUCCAAUGGGCUCCAGAUAUGAAUUUUGUUAUUUAUUUGGGUGAUGUUCAUUCUCGUAAUGUGAUUCGAGACUACGAAUGGUGUUACCCUUCUAAAAGACUUAAAUUCAAUGCAAUAUUAACGACGUAUGAAAUUGUUCUGAAAGAUAAAGCUUUUCUAGGUGCUAUAAAUUGGGCUGCACUUUUAGUAGAUGAAGCUCAUAGAUUAAAAAAUGAUGAUUCCCUUUUGUAUAAAGCAUUAUCAGAAUUUACUACCAAUCAUCGGCUUCUCAUAACGGGAACCCCACUUCAAAAUAGUUUAAAAGAAUUGUGGGCUUUAUUACAUUUUAUUAUGCCAAGCAAAUUUGAUUCGUGGGAAGAGUUUGAAAAAGAGCAUGAUAAUGCUGCUCAAAAAGGGUAUUCCAAAUUGCACAAGCAGUUAGAACCUUUUAUCCUAAGAAGAGUAAAAAAAGACGUUGAAAAAUCUUUACCAGCCAAAGUAGAACAAAUACUACGAGUCGAGAUGACUUCUUUACAAAAACAAUACUAUAAAUGGAUUUUAACGAAAAAUUUUAACGCUCUAAGAAAGGGGAAUAAAGGUUCAACUUCAACGUUUUUGAAUAUUAUAAUAGAACUAAAAAAAUGCUGCAAUCAUGCAUUCUUAACUAAACCAAACGAAAAUGAACAUAGAAAUAAUAAUGAAGAUUAUCUUCAACAAUUGAUUCGGGGUUCUGGAAAACUCGUUCUGUUGGAUAAACUUUUGGUCAGACUUAAGGAAACUGGUCAUCGAGUUUUAAUAUUUAGUCAAAUGGUUAGAAUGCUGGACAUUCUUAGUGAAUACUUACAAAAACGACAUUUCCCUUUUCAAAGACUUGAUGGUAGCAUUAAAGGAGAACUUAGAAAGCAAGCUCUAGACCACUUUAAUGCGGAAGGUUCUCAAGACUUUUGUUUCCUUCUUUCAACAAGAGCUGGAGGCCUUGGUAUUAAUUUAGCCACUGCAGAUACUGUCAUUAUAUUUGAUUCGGACUGGAAUCCUCAAAAUGAUCUACAAGCUCAAGCCAGAGCUCAUAGAAUUGGGCAAAAAAACCAGGUGAACAUUUAUCGCCUUGUAACAAAAAGUUCAGUAGAAGAAGAUAUUGUAGAACGGGCUAAGCAAAAAAUGGUACUGGAUCAUUUGGUCAUACAACGAAUGGAUACUACAGGUCGAACUGUGUUGGAUAAAAAGAAUUCAAAUUCUAACAGUAAUCCAUUCAAUAAAGAAGAUUUAAAUGCUAUUCUAAAAUUUGGAGCAGAAGAGUUAUUCAAAGACGAAAAAGAUGACGAUGAAGAACCUACUUGUGAUAUCGAUGAAAUUUUAAGAAGAGCCGAAACUAGAGAUGAAGGUCCAGCGACAGUUGGAGAUGAAUUACUUUCCGCAUUUAAAGUUGCCAGUUUUGCUGCUUUUGAAGAAGAAACUGAACCUGUUCCUCAACUGCCAGAAAAUGACGACGAAAGCAAAGACUGGGCGGAAAUCAUUCCUGAAAAUUUUAGACAAAAGGUGGAAGAAGCCGAAAGAUCAAAAGAAAUGGAAGAUUUGUAUCUUCCACCGAGAAGUAGAAAAACUUUGCAACAAAUCAAUGCAGGAGAAGGUAAAGGCAAGAAAAAAAAGAAACCUCAGUCUGACGAGGAGAGUGAUGAUGAUGAAGACUCAGGAAGCAAUGAAGAAGGAAGUGAUGACGGUAGACCAAAAAAACGUGGUCGACCACGAACGCAGCCACGAGAAAACGUUAAGAGCUUUACUGACGUGGAGAUAAGACGAUUCAUUAAGAGUUAUAAAAAAUUCCCAGCGCCUGCUAAGAGACUGAAUGACAUUGCGGCUGAUGCUGAAUUGAACGAGAAGCCCAUGUCUGAGCUAUCUUAUUUGGCAGAACAGUUGCGUAUUCGGUGUGAAAAUUGCCUUGUAGAAUCGGAAAACAACGUCACCAAAGAUGCUAAAGCCGAAGAAGAUGAAAACAAAGGACCUGGUCGAAAACGCCGCAAAGGACCUACUUUCAAAUUAGGCGGUGUUAUGGUUAACGCCAAAUCUUUCAGUGCUGCUGUCACUGAGCUUGAACCUUUAGACCAGGCAAUUCCAUCUGAUCCAGAGCAAAGAGCUAACUGGCAGUUAGAUAUCAAGGUUAAACCAGCCAAUUUUGAUUGUGAUUGGACAAUCGAAGAUGAUACGAGGCUUCUAAAAGGAAUUUAUCUACAUGGGAUGAGCUCCUGGGAAGCGAUGAAAAUGGAUGAAAAUUUGAAAUUGGGAGAUAAAAUAUUGAUGAAUGGUAGCAAGGAACAAAUUAAACGUCUUCAAACACGUGGUGAAUAUUUAUUAAAAAUAUUGAAAAAACAAGUGGAUCAAAAACUUGGAGUGGCAAAACAAAGGAAACCCAGGAAAACGAAAGAUUUAAAAACGGCCCUUACCAAAGAAAUAAUUGAGGUUAAUGAUAGCUCUGGUGAUGAGAAAAAACACAAACCAAAAAAUGAUAAGCCAAUAAAAAAAGAAGAUGAGCCGAUAGUUAUAAAGAAAGAAAUUAAAGAAGAAAAUGAUGUUGUGGUAGAGGAUAAAAAGAAAGAGAAAAAAGCGAAAAAAGAAAAGAAAGAAACUAAAAAAAAUAAGAAAGCAAAGCAAUCUGGACCAAUGCACUUUACAGCUAAUAAUGAGCCCAGAGCUUUAGAUGUUUUGGGGGAUUUAGAUCCAUCUAUAUUUAACGAGUGUAAAGAAAAAAUGAGACCUGUGAAGAAAGCCCUUAAAGCUUUAGAUAGACCAGAUCAAUCGUUAUCUCAAACAGAACAAGUAGCCCACACUCGGCAAUGUCUCAUACAAAUCGGCAAUCAAAUAAAUACUUGCCUUGCAGAGUACAAAGAUCAAGAAAAAAUCAAAGAAUGGCGAAGUAAUCUAUGGUAUUUUGUGUCAAAAUUUACCGAAUUUGAUGCUAAAAAACUUUACAAGUUGUACAAACAUGCAACUAAAAAUCGCGAUGGAGGUAUCAGUGCAACAUCAAGUCCUGAUAAGAAAGAGGAUCAUCCUCCAAAGCCCAACGAAAAGCACAAUUCAAAAAACUUUUUAGAAAACAAAGAUGUUCGAGCUCAAAAGCGUCGCAUAGAUGAUGCAGAGGACAAUUCAAACAGUACGACUCCAAUCAAAAAGCACGUUAUUUCUGCAUCUACGCUCGGGAACAUUGGAACGUCAUCCUCUCUAACAAUUGGCGCAAUUACGAUAACACCUGUAACAGCCGGGCAGAAUACAACUAACAGUACCGACACUUCUUCUCGCCACAACAAAGAACUCAAAGAUACCAAAUAUAAAGAUUCAAAAAGAGAUAGGGAGCGUGAUAGAGAAAGGGAGCGUGAUAGAGAUAGAGAUCGCGACAGAGACAGAGAUAGAGACCGAAGCCAUGGGGAUCGGAGUAUCGAUAGACUUGGUGGGAUAAAAGAUGAAAGGUUGAGGAGAGACAGUGGUAGUUACACUGGUGGACAUUACAGCGGUGGUGGAAGAGAUGACGAAUGGACAUCCAGGGAUAGAGAUCCACGAGAUGCAAGAUUUGCUGAUCAUAAACGUGACAGGUUUGAGUCCUACAACAGGAUGUCGGGAGGAUAUCACCGCGAAAGAGAACGAGAUCGAGACCGAAUGCACAUGAAUGAAAAAAGAGGCGGCGACUACUACCGCUAUCCAACUGGUCCCGGAGGAGGAUAUGGAUACGGAGGUCCUGGUAGCUACAGUGGUGGUAGUAAUUAUCCACCAGACGUUCCUCUAGGGCACUAUCGCAGUGGGCCCACCGCCGGAGGACGCAACUAUUCCAACGACGGCUAUACUGGAGAGUGGCGGGCAAACAAAGACUACCGUCGAGACUAUGAUAGACCAAGGCCACCACCCAGUGCGAACUCUUAGUGAUUUUCGGUCUUAAUAUCAAGUGCUCAGCAGUGACCUUUGGCUUAACGCGUCAAACCAAGGAACACGUUUCUCGUUGAACGAUUGAGAAAGCCUUGCGAACAUUCGUCACUGAUAUUCGAAUUUUAUUCCUUCAUUAUUGCGAUUGCACUGGCACGUAAUCUGAUGAGCCUGGAACGACGUUUGCUAGAAAGGCUAGAAUAAAUAUAUAUACAUAUAUUUUUAUUAUUUAGUAUAUUUUUUAUCGAUACUACUGUGAAUAAAUUAGUUUAAAAUGUCUGUAUAGAAUCAUUGAAAUCGUUAUUGUUUUGGCUUCAACAAAUUAUUGUCGGUGCAAUCACAUCGCUACGGUUUUAUAUGUAACAUCGAUCAAUCGUCUCACGAUCAAUCGCAACCUUUGCUAGCGAGUUUAUUUAUUGAUUUUUUUUUUAUGUAAAAGACUCCGUUACAAAGUACGGCUACAAAGAAAAACUUAAUGAAAGGCGUGUGAAUAUUGCACGGAGGCUUAAGUACAUUUUUAUUACGAAAUUAAAUACCUUUCUUUUCGUAUACUUCCUCUUUUGCCUCAUUCUAUGACAAUUUGUGCAAUUUAUUGUUAACUUGGCAAGUUGAUUAGCUGCAAUUAUACUAAUAUUGCUUCGUCUUGAUUGCCUAUGUAAGUCUUAGUUUUUAGUAAAAAAUGCCUUCCUUUGUAACAUCGGUAAUACGUUAAAAACAGCGUUGCAUUUCUUUCUGUAGCCAUUGUAUAUUCAAAUUCGGAAAGUUAAAUAUUCUUUGUACAGUAUGUGUGUAUUUUUGAGCUACCGUGCGCAGCAAUUGUAUUAAACAAUGCCUCGAGCAUAAUGUAAUCGAGAUUCAAAGCCAACGGUAGAUGUUUAUUUUUAAAAAAGUGAUGAUCAUUAGAUUUAGUCAAUGAACACGUAUAACAUAUGCAAAUAUAUGCAAAUACUACCACAUAACGUCUCAUGGUAGGAUAUUGGAUUCUAUCGGAUUGUCUUGUACAGAACUGUCUUUUGAAAAUUUUAUGAACGAGCGAUUCUAUUUGUGUAAAAUUAUGUAAGAUUGAAAUCAGCAAAAUAAUUGCCGUUAUUGGAAUAAAAAAUACAAAAAAGAGUUGUACAGAAGCCAAGGUUGACAUUAUUUUUUAUUGCAAUGCAUUGCAUAAGUGCCAUUGUGUCCUUUCACAUAAUACGCAUUUUGUGAUUUCAUAUUAAUUUGACAGUACUAAUCAUUUCUCUAAUAUAUCUGGUUUUUUCUACAAACAUGCUCGGUAUCGGGGCAACUAAUUUUUGUUUAGUGUCACAAAAUGUUUGGUUUCGCAUAUAUGUAAAAAGGUGAAUAUCUAUUACUAUUUCUAUAUGAUACAAUCAUUCAAAAAAAUAAUAACAUAUUCAUAAUUUUUUUAUGGAAUAGUUUUUGAAACAAUUUGUAUUUCUGUAAAUAAGAAAGGUUUGGUAUGUCAUUAACCUGUAUCGAUUGAAAACUCCACUCUCGGUACACCAAUCUUUGAGCGCUCAUAACUAAUAUUACAGAUGUCAAAAAAAAUUAUAUUCUAAAAGUUUAAGAGAUGUUCUUCCUGAUGGUGCUAAUGAAAAUUUUGCAAAAAUUUGUUUAACCCGGUAAAAUACAGUUUAAAAAAACAUGAAUUUUUUACACCUCUUUUUUAAAAUUGAUUUUUCAAAAGGUUUCUAGUAUGUCAUAAUAUAUUGGCAGUUCACUAGUCGAUAGAAUAAAUGUUUCAAUUUGACGAAUCAUGAUUUCCGGAUUGAUUUUUCACCUGGGGUUUCCAAAAUGGUGCUUCGAAGGCUUAAUUGUUACCGUUACGUUAAUGAAUUUUUUUACUAAAACACUAUGAACUUAUGAAAAAAGUACCAAAAAAAAGUUCUUAGAAUUAUGUAAUGAAUACGCUGGAAUUUUUUCAAAGGGAUUCAAUAAAAUUUUUUGUUUUUACAAUUGGUCAAUUUUUGCAAAAUCUAAGAAAAAGUCUAAGAACUUUUUUUUGGUAUUUUUUUCAUAAGCUCAUAGUGCUUUAGUGAAAAAAUUCAUGAAUAUAACGGUAAAAAUUAAGCCUUCAAAGCGCCAUUUUGGACACACCUAGGUGAAAAAUGGAUCCGGAAAUCAUGAUUCAUCAAGUUGAAACAUUUAUUCCACUGGCUAGUCAAGUGCCAAUAUCAUUACAUACUAAAAACCUUUCGAAAAGUCGAUUUUAAAAAAGAGGUGUGAAAAAUUUGUUGUUUUUUUUAAACUGUAUUUUACAGGGAUAAAUAAAUUUUUGCAAAAUUGUUAUCAGAAAGAACAUCUCUUAAACUUUUAGUAUAUAGCCUUCACAAUUUUUUUACGCCUGCAACAAUAGUUGUGAGCGCUCAAGAGCCGGCGGUGUACCGAAAGUGGCGUUUUCGGUCGAAAUGAGUUAAUAUGGCAUAGUGAUAGAGUCAUAUAGUUAUCAACGGCUGUAUAAUGCUUAGUAUAAAGUAUAGUACAAUUGAAAUUAGUCUGUAAAAAUCAAACAAAACCAUCUCAUUUACAUAAAUGAUUACUAUAUUAUAAUCGGCAUUUUCAUGUUUUUUUAACAAUGUUCAUCAUACAAAUAUAUGUUAUAAGCUAUGUUUAUAUUUUAUUCAUUAUAUUAUAUAAUCGAAGUCGUAACGUUAUGAGUACUACCGAAAACUCAUGUGUACAUAUUAAAGUAUUCAAAUAAAUCAAUU